CAGAAUCUGAUUAUCCCGGAAAUUUGCUACAAUAUCACCACGUGUUGAGGCUCGCGCUAUCGGCCUUCUCCAUAGAGCAGGCGUUGCAGGGUACUGGCAUCCAAAAGCCGUAGAAGUGGCCAAUAGCCUUUUAUCCUUGGCGCAUGUGGUCACUAGCUUCCGAGGCAGGCGUGAACGACUUCACCUGUCAAGCUCUAGUACGCGGAACAAUAGGGUAGGCUGAGCAUGGAUAAGAUGGUACAUAAGGCGUGCUUCCUGCUGCCUGUCGUGAUCCUCUGCGUGUCAAUUCACACCACCCUACAGUGAGCGGCGUAGACAGCAUGUUUGGCCAGUCAGGAUUCGCGAGCUUUAUGCUCAUUGCACAAAGCGCUCUUGCCGCCAGCAAGACAGCGAACUCUGAUGUUCAUAUGAACCAUAUCCAGGUUAUUGGGACUCACAACUCCUACCACCGUCAGGUAUCACUGGCUGAGAUUGCUGUAUUCGAGAAGUACGUUCCGUCGCCGGAGGACUACUACUACUCGCAAGCCACCCUGCCCAACCAGCUGGAGCACCAGGCUGUGCGUUCACUCGAACUCGACCUGCAUUCUGACGAGGAAGGUGGUCUCUACUACCCCCCUCUUAUCUGGACGCUCUCAAACUUGACGAACGCUACAACUCCCUAUGACGGCUCUGUCCUGCAAAAGCCUGGCAUUAAGGUCUUCCACGUCACGGACUUCGAUCCUGACUCUGUGUGCCACACCUUCGUGGACUGCCUGACACAGCUCAAGAACUGGUCAGACGCAAACAGAAACCAUGUCCCUAUUAUCAUCGAUCUCGAGCUCAAAACCGAUGCACCGGCCUGUGUGAUCGGCGGUGUCUGCCCUGGCGAAGCUACAAACUGGACUCUUCCCCGUCUCCUCAACGUCGACGCAGAAAUCCUCUCAGUCUUCCCUAAGAAGCAGCUUAUCCGUCCAGACGACGUUCGUCAAGGUAACCUGACCCUCGAGCAGAGUGUGCUCCAGAAGGGCUGGCCUCUGCUCAGCGACGCUCGUGGCCGCCUCAUGUUCUUCUUCGACAACGACCCAAAGCCCAUGGACCCCAGCUCUCCUCGCGAGCUGUACAAGUCUGCUGGUCACGAGUCGCUCCAGAACCGCACUGUGUUCACUAACUCCCUUGAAGGAUCGUCUGAUGGUGCUGUCAUCAAAUCCAAUGAGCCGCGCGGUAACAUGACAGCUGAGAUUCAGCGUCUAGUGAAGAAAGGCUACAUUGUGCGCACGAGGAGCGAUGUUCCGCUUGACACUGUGCUCAAUAAGACUACAGAGAUGCGUGAUUCAGCGUUUGUAUCUGGUGCACAAAUCGUCAGCACGGACUUCCCUUCGUGGGGUAUGAGUGCAAGGUGGGGCUGGGACUAUGUUGUGCAAUUGAAGGAUGGAAGGGUUGCGAGAUGUAACCCGGUCAACGCGCCUAAGGGUUGCAAGGAUAGUAAACUGGAGUGAGGCUUGCAAGUGAACUCUCACCAGAGAAUGUGUUUUCCUCAAGCUCACGCAAGCCGCAGCACUUGACGAAAAAAAUCAAGUCUUCAAUGAUGUCAGAAAUAUCCCUCACUGCCAGCGUCCAGACUUGCAGGGGAAAGUGGUUCAACAAGCUCCGACUACCCUCAUCACAGCAAAUACCCCAUUCUCAUCCAAAUAUGCGCCGACCCUCGAUCAGUGCACCAGACUUGUCAGCGAAGCUCUGAUAUAGGCUCCCCAGGGCCGGCGACAGAGGGC
This is a messenger RNA of Didymella exigua CBS 183.55, 1748 nucleotides long. RefSeq lists its product as uncharacterized. Gene Ontology annotation, molecular function: phosphoric diester hydrolase activity. Lineage: Eukaryota; Fungi; Ascomycota; Dothideomycetes; Pleosporales; Didymellaceae. The transcript is spliced from 3 exons. The record is from RefSeq and is a predicted model, not a curated record. Bases 321 to 1475 code for a protein of 384 amino acids. Gene Ontology annotation, biological process: lipid metabolic process.